Messenger RNA from Grus americana (Whooping crane), 1681 nucleotides. RefSeq names its product claudin 16 (gene CLDN16). Gene Ontology annotation, molecular function: structural molecule activity. Bases 170 to 883 code for a protein of 237 amino acids. Lineage: Eukaryota; Metazoa; Chordata; Aves; Gruiformes; Gruidae. Gene Ontology annotation, cellular component: plasma membrane; bicellular tight junction. The record is from RefSeq and is a predicted model, not a curated record. Gene Ontology annotation, biological process: bicellular tight junction assembly; cell adhesion. The transcript is spliced from 5 exons.
GUGGCCAUCACUAACGGAUGGCAUCUGCAGAAGUGAAAAGUUCCCGCUGUUCAUGGCCACUGGAAGAGGGUGGUGGUGACCUGGGACACUGAGGCUCUGCCUCUACCCCAGCUUUAAGAACAAGGGCUAGGCACUGUUUUUCUCUCCCCGCCCCGGAUCACCUGCUGGCAUGAGGUUUUUCCUCCAGUAUGUGGGCUGUUUUUUUGCCUUUUUCUCUACUGGGUUUUUGAUAACAUCUACCUGGACAGACUGCUGGAUGGUGAACGCUGAUGACUCCCUGGAGGUGAGUACAAAAUGCCGUGGCCUGUGGUGGGAAUGUGUCACAAAUGUUUUUGACGGGAUCCAAACUUGCGAUGAGUAUGACUCCAUCUUCGCCGAGCACCCUGUGAAACUGGUGCUGACCCGAGCCAUGAUGAUCACAGCAGAUAUCCUGGCAGGUUUUGGAUUUUUCUUCCUCGUCCUGGGACUGGACUGCAUGAAAUUCCUUCCCGAUGAGCCGCUCAUCAAGCUGCGCAUCUGCCUGGUGUCUGGAGUUACGUUGCUCAUUGCAGGUCUCCCAGGCAUUACUGGCUCGGUGUGGUAUGCCAUUGACGUCUACGUGGAGCGCUCCUCUCUGGUCUUCCACAACGUGUUUCUGGGCAUCCAGUACAAGUUUGGCUGGUCGUGCUGGCUCGGCAUGGCGGGGUCACUCGGCUGUUUCUUAUCUGGGGCCCUGCUCACCUGCUGCAUGUAUCUCUUCAGAGAGACCAGCUCUGGAAGACUCCACUCUGCUUACUCCUUGAGGAAAGGCUAUUCCUCAGCUGGGACAAUCGUAACAAACGUGCAUUUGCCAUCCUCUCAAACAGCUACUGCCAAAAUGUAUGCAGUGGACACAAGAGUGUGAAGAGGUGGUAAGUGCUCCAGAAAGAGUUCCACUUUUAUUUGUAGUGGAUUAUGCAAAGACCCAAGCUCCUGUGGUUGUGAUACAGAUGCAAAUUAAAUUUCAAGGAUGUACUAUAUGCUACAAUGUUUGCAUUAUGAGAGCUUCAAAAAAACCCUUCCUUCAAGAAAGUAAUCUCUGAGAAGAUCUUGCAUUAAGGAUUCCUGUUGUCUUGAGUGCUGAGGCCGCUUGCAUAAGCAUGGACUGAAAUAACCAACACAAACUUUUUCAGCAUUUGGCUCAACAGUAUCGGCACGAGUGAGAUAAAUCAGCCGCUCCUGGAUCAGACCCCAGCGUUCAGCAUGAAGAUCCCCAAACUGUAAGAUGGAUCUGUUCUGUGUCUGGCAAUGUGUCGACAGAAGGUACAAAGCAGAAAAUACAGGUUAAGAGAAGGACUGAUUGUCUGGCCAACAUCUGGACCCUGUGCACCCAGCAUGGGGGUCUACUCCUCUUAAAGGCAGCUGGAGAGUUCAGCAGAAGAUAAAGAGCUGUGUUAAAUGCCUGGCCUGCUCUUUGGCCCAUGGACCUCUGCACUGAGGAAACACUGCAAAUUCAGGUGCAUUCUUCCCUGCAAAUACAGUCCUUUCCAGUAAGUGUUAAAAUGUAUGGAUACUCUAGACUCACUGAGAUCUGGAAAUUGCCAGCUUCUUUCUGUUUAGUAAAAGUUUUGCCUGGACAAAGUGAAUGAAGGUCCAAGAUCUGGCUUUGUGCAUGACAAAAUGUCUAUACCAGCUAGAAACUAGGAUAAACGACAGUAAAAAU